This is a messenger RNA of Phaeodactylum tricornutum CCAP 1055/1, 6780 nucleotides long. RefSeq lists its product with no specific name. The coding region runs from base 1 to 6564 and encodes 2187 amino acids. Gene Ontology annotation, molecular function: zinc ion binding; protein binding. The record is from RefSeq and is a predicted model, not a curated record. The transcript is spliced from 3 exons. Lineage: Eukaryota; Bacillariophyta; Bacillariophyceae; Surirellales; Neidiaceae.
AUGCAAACACUAGAAGAUCAAAAAGUUAUGGCGGAAGAAGCAUUGGCUGGAGAAGCCCCGGUGUCUUCGGUGGGCAAAGACCAGGAACCGCUGUCGAUUUCUUCACCUUUGCCUACCGUGCCGGAAGGAGCUCUCGACGAUCGCCCGUCGGAAACUCCUUCGGCACUAUUUGCUUCGCCAGGUCAGAAAAACUUUGAUCCAAUAAUCAAGAAGCUACGACGAGGCGAUCUGGUGCGCAUUUCGGAAGCUGGCAUUCAUUCCGAGAGGCGCUUCCGCGAUCGCCAAGGCCAACUUGGUCGGGUGAGUGUAUGUCACGAUACGGUAAAUGAGGGAACCGUGGAUGUGGAAUGGAUCUUGGGAGGCAAGUCGACCAAGUUGCCUAGAAACGUGCUGCUCUACACCACAGCGACUCAAGAGGGAAUGACGGACGAGUCGAUGGUGGGGCCCUUGGGUUCUCGACAACGCCGGAAACGCAAGCAACCGGAUACUAUUGAUCCAAACCCGGCGCUGAUGCAAAAAGUCGUCAAAAAGGCAGCCCCUACAAAGAGCAAAGCCACGAAAGUGUUGCCGACAAAGGCGAAAAAAGCAAGCUCGGUGAAGGAAAAGCCAGCGAUAUUACCAAAGACGGUUGCGUCGAAAAAGAAAUCUAAGUCGGCAGGAUCCAAACGCAAGACGGCUCCCGCUCCGAAAAAAACUGUCGAAAAGAAGCUGAAACAGAAGACUUCUGCAACGCAAACUCCGCAACCGACAACGAAUAUUCUCGAGCUGUAUGAGAAACACCGGCGAGAGUUUGAACGCAUCGUGGCGCGGCUAGAAAAGGUGGAUCAGUUCGGUUGGUUCUGGGAUCCGGCCCCGGCGGAGUAUGACGAGCAAUACGACACUGUACCCGAUCCAGCGAACGCUCCUGCGGAAGAAGCGGUCAAUGAGCCGAAAUGGAACAAUAUGCGACCUAUGCAAGACGAGUGCGGUACAGCUCAGACUUCUUCAAGGAAAGAUUCCAAUACUGUAGUAGACGCAACACUGACAUCGAAAUCGGGGGAUGUCACUGUUGAAAAACCAACGUCACAAAAUUUAGUGUCGUCCAACGCGACUGUGUCCGAAUGUAACAAAUCAUCUUCAAGCCUUACUCCCCAACCCACAGGUCCCAUAACGAUCUAUCCGUCACAUCCUCCUUACAAUUGGGAGAUGGUUAGACGACGGAUGGCAAAUGGUCGAUACGUUCUGGAUCGCGAACGGAAAGAAGCAGAGGAACGUGUUGCUCUACUUCGACCAUACUACAAAGCGAUGGGGAAGAAGACGCCCAAGAGGAAAAGGAGUGGAAACAAUACUCGUGUGGUACAUCCUAAGGGGGUUAACUGGGAUCUUUUCAAAGAGGAUGUGCUGAGUAUGUGUAGGGCCGCAAUAGAGAGGGAAGGCGAAGACGACUCAGAAGCUCGAGGCUCAGUGAUGGCGUCGGCGACUAAAGUAAAGGACGCCGUCUGCCAAGCUUUUGAGAGAACAGGCUCUCGGCAAAUGGGGGAAAUGGAAAUUGCCGAUCUCCGAUACAAGUUUUCCUUAGCUCUUGAGAAAAGCCUCAACGAGGAAGCGGCGAUGCAGAGCUGGAGGAAAUCACCAUAUCCGGAAAGAUGCUACGAUCGACUGUCGCAUGACGUGGUAUGUGCAGGCCUAUCCGAGUUGGACGAGCACAUUGCUACCUACGAGCUUCGGACGAAUCUUCCAGACAGGUUUGUAGGAAUUUCGUAUCGAUACGAUGAUACUGGACAGAGCGAAGCCUGGAUGAAGUCAGUUGUCGACGAAACAGAGUCGCUUGACCGAAAGAGGAAAAGUGCAAACGAGGAAAAACAAGCUGCCUUGGCUUUGGCUGGAGACGACGGAGUAACUAGAGCUCAGGUAUACGCAUCAGUGCAGUCGCUGCUUAUCGGUGUGCAAGACAAAGUCAUGACAGAUUUAGGCGUUUUGAAGCAGCCUGAACUACGGAGUGCCAAUUGGUUCUCAUCCGGGACUAGCAGUGGGCAUUGUCCGACGUCAACACAACCGACAAACGAUCAGCAUCGUGCAAAUGGCGUGUGUCUUGAUGAAAAAAAGUCUCCGGAAGUAGUCGAACAACCUGUAUGGGGAAUGGAUUGCUACACGAGGCGAAACAUUGCAUCGUGCCUUGAGACGGAUUUUGACCCAGCGACUGCGCUGCACUUCAUCGAAAAGUGGUUACUACCGGCGAUUAAUGCCUGUCCUAUUGAUCUUGCGCACAAAAUAUCAAAUGCAGCUCGGAUACUUGAAGGAUUGCCGUUUGAAUCGAUGGAGGAUGGGGAAUAUGGAGAGAAAGAGAACAUCAAUGAUCGCAAAACUCCGGAGAAACUGUGGGCGUACUCUCCGCUUGGCAAGGCGCUGCGUGAAAAAAUUAAAGUUGCUGCUCCAGUCUGGUUGACCGCUGCAGCAUAUCUUUUGCGAAAAGCUUACACCGCUUUAGGUCCUGACUUUUUCCGAGUACACCCAAAAGGCCAUGGGUCAGUUUUACUGAAUUCCAAAGUUGGCGCAAACACGCUUGUAACGUUUUAUCGUGGAGAGGUAUAUCCAUCUUGGAGAUGGGGUGAAAAAAUGGACGCAAUUGAGAUCACACAAAGUAGAAAAGCGCUAAAACCAGCUCUGCCUGAUUUUUAUAACAUGGCCUUGGAGCGACCCCAGAUCGACCCUCGCGGCUACGGUCUCCUCUUUGUCGAUGCUUCAAGGAAAGCAGGUCACGGAUCUUCUUUGUCCCAUAGCUGUGCGCCGACAUGCGAGGUUCGAGUUACCGCUGUUAACGGCGAGCUCACCCUUGCGAUGACAACAUUGAGAGAGCUAGAAAUGGGGGAGGAGCUGACAUUUGAUUACAAUGCUGUCACCGAGUCUUUAAAUGAGUAUCGAUCUGCGGUCUGUCUCUGCGGAUACGGGAAAUGCAGAGGUUCUUUCUUACAUUUUGCAACCGCAGAUUGCUACCAAUUAGUUUUGAAUCGAAAUGCCCCUAUUGCAACUCGUUUUGCAAACCUUGUAAAAGGAAGUAUGAAGCAGGUCAUGUCCGACGAGGACACUCGGGUAUUGCACAAUCAUGGCUUUCUGACUGCGGCCUUCGGCGCGAUCAGUGUAAACCGCCGCAAUUUAUUGGAAGGGGGGCAAAAGGGUGUUUUGGAUACUUUGGAUAUUGUCCCUGUUUGGUUACGAACUUUUGUUGCUGACACCUUGCGCUACAUUGAAUACGAGCGCAGGGCCUUGCCAAUCGCGUUGAUUUGUGAUCAUGUUUCUUCGGCAAAGCGAAAAUCUACUUUGGAAACGGCUUCCAGGAGUUCAGGGAAGGCGCCAACAAAGCCUGAGCCCCCAUUUUUUUACUUUUGUCGCUCCGAAGUCGAUCUACUGAAAGCUUUGCUGAAGAAAGAUGGAUUCCCAGACUCGGUGUCUGGGAUGCAGCUCAAUCAUGCCAUCAAGAAAGUUGGCUCAAACUACUGGCAGGGCCUUACGGAAGAGAAGAAGGAGUAUUGGAAGAAGCUUGCUGAAGCCGAUUUCCAAAGGCGGAAAAAAGUAUGGCAUAAGUCUCAAACUGUAAGUAUUUCCAAAGGUCUAAAAACAUCGGGGAAAACUGAGAAUACUGAAUCAAAAACUUUAGACAUGAACGACCUGCUGCAUGCUUCUGAUGUCUCGUUCCCAGACGCGGAUUCAGAGGGUGUCUCUGCAAUGGAGCAGCGCAUUCAGCAACUUACUCAGGCGCUUAGUCGAAUAGGGAGAGUUCUGGAUCGACACAGAGAGCUCGUUUUAGAAGAAGCUAGCAACGAUCCUGUUGAACCAAGUGCCAAGUCUUUAUUGGAUGUUGUCCAUGCACCACUGAAAGUGUGCUCAGACUUGAAGGUCAUCGGGUGGUUGUGGAAUGGUACGAAUGGUGUCGUGCCGUCUUUAUUUGAGUGUAUUGAGAGCGCUCGAUACGCAAGACCUGAGCUUCUGGAAAAGCUGAUAUUGGUUCGAACGAAAUACGGCCGCCUCGACUCUUUCAGUGCCUACGAAUUGGAUGAUCUGUGUUUGAACAACACGCAAAUCAUAGAGGGGCGCCGAGAGCUGGCAGAAGCCUUGAUGGAAUUCCGGAAAACCAUACUUGAUGAAUUGAGAAUUAUGGCCAAGGAAUUUAGAAAUAACAAGAUUUGUGUGACUCCGGCCUCGAAGUUGGCACCAGACCAUGUUCUAGAUUACGCUACACAGGCAACGUCAGAGUUGCCAGAAUUUGAUAAAAUACUUUUCUCUGGAAGCAGAGAAAACAAUCAAGAAAGCACGGAGCAGAGCAGAGCUUUGGACGAAGAACCCAUUGUUGAGGAGAAUGCAAGCUCCGCUAUUGCUAGAACGAUGGAGUAUUUAGUCACAGAAGUUGAACGAAGAGGUCAAAAAGCGGAGCGCCAAUCUAGCUUUGAAAUCGACAGAAAGCCUCCAAAGAUCGACUCAUGCAAGUCAAAGUCAAUGAGUAAGACGCAACAAUUUGAGUCCAAAGGACUUUUCGAAAAUAGUGGCUGGCUUGAGCAUUACAACGAGCGUUUUGUGUUGCAUGCCUGUGCUGACUUGCUACUGUUCUACGCCCGUACAAAAACAUUUUUUGAGAUGAAUUCCUACAAAUUAUUGGAGUCCACUCCGAUUGAGGUCUACGCAAGAGAACUCGGCAAUGCUGUGCCGCGAUCUGCAAUCGAUGCUAAUAUUAUAGAUCGAAGAGGUGUAGCCUUUAAAGAAACCGCCUUCGUCAGCUCGGACGAUGGGAGAGUCGCUACGUCUAUCCACACUGUAAAAACCUUUGAGGAUGCUACUUCCAGAACGCAGAAAAUUUCGAAGCUUUGCUCACCUGAUGAUAUUGUUGCCGAAGUUACUGUAACAUACAAUGAAGACUACGUUCUGUCCCAGCUUCUGCAAUGGUACAACGGUGGUAUAGGCUUGAAGCCCGGGAUGCCUGACAUGAUUGGCUGUGUUGUAUUGCCAUCGAUUCCGGAAUGUUUUUCCAGCGAAAUGCUUGAAAAGUCAAACGUGAAACCGGAUAAGAGGACUACGUAUGAAACAAAAAUUCGCCCCCGUCUGAUCGAGUGGCUACAAGAUCCCUACCAAAGGGGAAAUCCAUGGCCUGACAGCGUCAAAAAAGCAUUCCUCCGACCUGGAUCUUCGUCCGCGCAACUUUUGCUUUUUGGAUCCCCUGUCAUUGACUUUCUUGCCACAGGAGACGAAUCCAGUAUCCUAGACGUCUUAGGGGAUUUGAAUUCUGAUAACAAGAUUGAGUCAAAGAGCGCUUCUGCCGUUAUGUUGUCUUCUGUGGACAAAGGUCGGCCUGCUCAGGCCAUUUCAACCUGGGUACAAUGUGAAAAUCCUGUUUGUUUGAAAUGGAGAAAAGUACCAUGGCAUGUUGACGUAGACCUGUUACCGGAGAAGUUCUAUUGUAAGGACAACGCCUGGAACCCCAAUGCUAACUCUUGUACGAAAGCUGAAGACGAUUGGGACAAUGCGGAUGCCAUGGUUGGUAGAGACGGCAAGGUCGAAGGCUCACCGAUACGUAAAAAGAAGCAUUCAGAGCUUUCGCCUAUUGAAGAGAGUAGUUUCACAGCUGGUGCUCGUUUUGAUAUUUUGCGAAAGGAGAAGUAUGUAGUUGGUCGGGUUGUGAAAGUGGAUUUCUCCGGCAAAGUAAAGCGUAUCUUGUUUCAUUUUCUGAAAAAGCAUUCCAAGUAUGAUGAAUGGAUCGAAUUUGGCUCGCCCCGUAUUUCUUCUCUGCACUCCAAGAUUGCUCCACGUGCAGCAAAGGCCGCCGUCGAUGUUUCCUACGUUUCUUCUUUGCGCGAAGUUGGCCAGGAUGUGGCGAAGGGAAGAACACCCGCAAAACAAGCGAAAGGCAAGAAACUUAAUGCAAAACCGAAAGUUCGUAGACGAGAUGUUCCACAUAAGCGGCUAAUCCCCUCACACGGGGAUCGUCCCUCGGAAAUAUGCCAGCAGAUCGAUACAGGAAUGAGGUCUGCUAACGAUAUGAAGUCGCUGGUGGAUAGAGUGCAGGAGAAAAUGGAAUUGACAGUGAAUGAAAACUUGAAGCAAUUGAAAAAAACGAAGAAAGCUGGAGGUAUAGCAGAUGUGGAGGUUCAACCCGAGAGUAUUUUAAGACCUGAAAAGAGAAAGAAGAUAGAUUUAACACGCUCGGCAUCAAGAACACAAUUCUCCGGUGGGGAGUUUCGGAGUUUGAAGAGUACCUUGGUGGAGAAAGUCAACGGACCUCUGCUGGCGGAUUCGUUGCCUUCUCAAACUCACUUGACUGUGAGUAAACCGUCCCAAAACGGAUCAGGUGGUAGUGAUACUUCGGUGACCAAAGACCUGGAUUGGACUACAACGACCCAGAACUCUAUAUCAAACGGAUUUCAUCGACUUACUCCCGGUACUUCAGAGACUCCUGGGGCCACCGACGGUACCUGUAAAUGUGAUGACCAACCCUUGACAACAAUCAUCAGACCACAGUCCCUUCCUUUUCAGGAAGAUACAAGCAGAAUGAGCACGGAUGCUCAAUGUAGCACCGGUAGAGGAGUAAUUGGAACGUAGCUGGCUCAGCCAGCACCUCAAGCUUGAAUGCAUAAUAGCGAUCUCAGUCCUAGAUGAAUAGGUGUACAGGCUUCGCUUCACCCUACAAAGGGAGAUUUGCAGAAAAUCUCACAGUCGUACCCCUGCGGAGUCAUCAGAAAUUCGGAAUUAGUCAGAACUGAUAUUUUUAACGAUCUAAACCCAAAUGUUUCGCUAAAAUAGUAAAGAUGUAAGGGG